UCAUGAUUUAGACGUCCCAUCAUCCUCCCUGUUUUGCUUCCGCCUCCCCAAAUAUAAAAAUACGAUUUUUCCCGUGAAAUUUUUGUUGAUUAUUGUACAUAGUGGUGGCAUACGCUACAGGAAUCGAUUAAUUUGUAAGCGUUUACAAAUGGGUUUCUGUGGGCCCGUUAAAUAAGAGAGAACUGGGAGUUUGAUUCGAUAGAAAGUGGAAGAAUUACGCGGCCCCCCUCCCCACCUCCUUUGGCAACAUGGCGACGAAUGACGUGACCCGGAGUGGGUCGCCCGCGGCUAGUGAGCCUUCAGCGCCCGCCGCCGCUGCCCAGCCGGCCGUCGACCUUUCCCAGUUCAACGAGGCCGAGAGACAGCAGCUGCUGGCCGUCAUGGCGCGGGCUAAAGAGCUGGAACUGUCCGAGCAGGAAGGUUUGAAGCGACCGUUCGAGGGACAGCUAAGCAAAUAUACCAACGUGAUGAAAGGCUGGCAGUACAGGUGGUUUGUACUUGACCCCGACUCGGGAGUUCUUGACUAUUAUGUAAAUGAGGAGAGUAAGAAACAGAGGCCGCGAGGAUCGCUACAGCUGGCGGGAUCAGUGAUGUCACCCAGCGACGAGGAUUCGCACACGUUCAGUAUCAACGCAGCCAAUGGAGAGGUCUACAGGUUACGUGCAUUUGAUGCUAAGGAGCGACAGCAGUGGGUGAAUCGACUGCGCUCAGUAGCUCAGUAUCACACCGAGACAUUGGCUCAGAGUUUACCUCCACCCCAUCCACGGUCACAUUCAAUAUCCAACUCCACCCCAAGUUCCACCAAGAGUGCGCCCACUACACCCAUCUCAACUGCCUCCAAACGUGCAUUAAACAGGACCCAGUCCCAGCCGCCCAACGCUGCUCCUGUCGUUCACACCACACCUCACAAGAAAACUCCGCCCACCGCGCCGCCUGUCCACGAACCACAGGCCUUCCAGAACGUGCGGGAAAUCCUACAUCAGGCCGAGCAGCAACAGGUUUCCUUAACGAGGGUGAUUGAGGGGUUACCGAGUGCGGCUCAGGGUGUGCGCAGUCUGGACCAUGAUCUGUUGUUACUGAAGGCGACGUCACAAACCACGAUGCAAUGUCUAGGGCAGUGUUUUGCUAUCUUACAACACUCACACAUGGCUGAGGCCAAGACACCCUCCUUACCCAAAGGUGCCACGAUAGAAUGGUUGGAGCCUAGGUCCCCUCCGAGCGCCUCUCCCCCCUCCUCCAGGAAAAACAAGAUCCCCAAAUCCUCCUCCUUCCCUUCCAACAUGUCUGCCAGCCAGGACGUGUGCUUCGGCUCCGGCAUGAUGGAGGUUUACGACAUUAACCACGAUAAUGAAGUCAUGGAUGACGUGGACCAGGACGAGGCAGAACUGGGCACCGUGGAGGAACACAAGAGCAUCAUCCUGCACCUGCUGUCUCAACUCAAGCUGGGGAUGGACCUCACUAGGGUUGUACUGCCAACGUUUAUCCUGGAGAAACGAUCACUUCUGGAGAUGUAUGCAGACUUUAUGGCCCAUCCGGACCUGUUCCUGUGCAUCCCCGAGGCUGAGAGUCCUGAGGACAGGAUGAUGGCCAUGGUGGAGUACUACCUCACAGCCUUCCAUGUGGGAAGGAAAGGUUCUCUUGCCAAAAAACCCUACAAUCCUAUUAUUGGAGAAGUGUUCCACUGUUCCUGGGACAUUCCUGUCACUCAGCCUUGCAAUAGCCAAUCAGAAACAGCCACAUCAAGCAACAACCAAUCAGAGACAAGCACCUCUCCUAUCAACCAAUCAGCAGACAAGGCAGGGUACCAAAGAGUGGUCUUCACUGCUGAACAGGUAUCCCAUCAUCCUCCAGUGUCAGCAUUCUAUGCUGAAUGCAAAGAGAAGAAGGUUUGCAUGAACGCCCAUAUAUGGACCAAAUCCAAGUUCAUGGGGAUGUCCAUCGGUGUGGUGAAUGUGGGAGAGGGCGUGGUCCAUGACAUCACUCACGGGGAGGAGUACACCUUCACUUUACCCAGUGCCUAUGCCAGGUCCAUCCUGACUGUACCUUGGGUGGAGCUGGGAGGAAAGAUCAACAUCACGUGUGCCAAGUCAGGCUGGCAGGCAGGGAUCACAUUCCACACCAAGCCUUUCUACGGCGGGAAACUACACCAUAUCUCUGGAGAGGUCAAACAUCAGCCCACCAAUAGGGUCAUCUGUAAGAUACAGGGAGAAUGGAAUGGGUCCAUAGAGUUCACCUACUGCAAUGGCUACAGGGGCAACGACACCAAGGUCAUUGACACGGCCAAGCUGUCCAAGAUCAGGAAGAAGGUUCGACCAAUCAACAUGCAGGGCGACUUCGAGUCCAGGAAACUGUGGCAGAACGUUACUGCUGCCCUGAAAUCCAACGACAUCGAGCGCGCAACGGAGCACAAGCGGUUCCUGGAAGAGCGUCAGCGGACGGAGGAGCGACUGCGCGAGGAGCACAGAAUAGCCUGGCGUACCAAGCUGUUCCACAGGAAGGGGGAGGGCUGGGUCAACAACAACCUGCUGGAGGCUUCACAGUGAUGUUUUCUGGCUUUACAUAAGGACACAGCAAGUAAAUUUUAUGGAUGACAUCCUCCGCAGACUCCAAAUCUAACGCGAGCGGGUGAAAAAAAAACAAGGCGGGCCAAAAAA
Molecule: messenger RNA, 2654 nt
Organism: Branchiostoma belcheri (Belcher's lancelet)
Lineage: Eukaryota; Metazoa; Chordata; Leptocardii; Amphioxiformes; Branchiostomatidae
Product: oxysterol-binding protein-related protein 11-like
Exons: 14
Coding region: 249-2543 (764 amino acids)
Biological process (GO): intracellular protein transport
Cellular component (GO): intracellular membrane-bounded organelle; membrane; cytosol
Molecular function (GO): sterol binding; small GTPase binding
Source: RefSeq, a predicted model, not a curated record